Messenger RNA from Beta vulgaris subsp. vulgaris (sugar beet), 1461 nucleotides. RefSeq names its product branched-chain-amino-acid aminotransferase 2, chloroplastic. Gene Ontology annotation, biological process: branched-chain amino acid metabolic process. The transcript is spliced from 10 exons. The coding region runs from base 145 to 1224 and encodes 359 amino acids. The record is from RefSeq and is a predicted model, not a curated record. Gene Ontology annotation, molecular function: branched-chain-amino-acid:2-oxoglutarate transaminase activity. Lineage: Eukaryota; Viridiplantae; Streptophyta; Magnoliopsida; Caryophyllales; Amaranthaceae.
UGUCGCAACUUCUCUGAUUUCCUUAAUCUCUUCCCUAUAAAUUAUAAUACAACUUAACUCCUAGGUUUUAGUUUCAUCCACGGCGGCAAUUUCAUCUUCAAUCUCUUUAAGCUUAAGCUUAACUAUUAGGUUUUAGUUUCAUCCAUGGCGGCAAUUUCAUCUUCAAUCUCUUUAAGCUUAAGCCCUACUAACGGCCACGGCGAGAAUGGCUACGCAGAAAUCGACUGGGACUCCCUAGGAUUCGGUCUAACGCCCACAGAUUACAUGUACAAGAUGAAAUGUUUCGAAAAUGAAGAAUUUACAGAGGGCCAACUUAUUCCAUUUGGUAAUAUUGAGUUGAGUCCUGCUGCUACUGUCUUGAACUACGGCCAGGGUUUAUUUGAGGGAAUGAAGGCAAUAAGGAGAGAAAAUGGGAAGCUUGUUUUAUUUCGACCUGAUGAAAAUGCAUUGCGCAUGCAAAUAGGUGCUGAAAGAAUGUGCAUGCCUUCUCCUUCUGUUGAUCAGUUCAUUGAUGCAGUGAAACAGACUGCUCUUGCUAAUAAAAGAUGGAUUCCUCCACCAGGGAAAGGAUCACUAUACAUUAGACCCUUGCUCCUAGGAACUGGAGCAGCCCUAGGUGUAUCUGCGGCUCCUGAGUACACAUUCCUCAUCUACGCUUCUCCUGUUCGUAACUAUUUUAAGGAAGGGACUGCAGCCUUGAACUUGUAUGUUGAGGAUCAAUUUGAUCGUGCUUCUCGUGGUGGUGUUGGUGGUGUGAAAUCGAUUUCCAAUUAUGCGCGAGGUUUGAAACCUUUGGCUAGGGCAAAAGCUAGAGGGUUUUCAGAUGUUUUAUAUCUUGAUUCUGUGAAUGGAAAAUAUAUCGAGGAGGUCUCUACUUGUAAUAUAUUUAUUGUAAAGGAGAAAACUAUCUCUACUCCCCCAACAAAAGGCACUAUCCUCCCAGGAGUAACGAGGAAAAGCAUCAUUGACGUUGCUAGAGAUCAUGGUUUUGAGGUUGAGGAACGACAAAUCGCGGUGGAGGAAUUGCUCGAAGCAGACGAGGCUUUCUGCACCGGAACUGCUGUCGUGGUUGUCCCUGUGGGCAGCAUCACAUACCAAGGCAAAAGGGUAGAAUACCAUACAACAGAUGCUAAUUCAGUGUGCAAGAAGUUGUUGUCAACAUAUGCCGCAAUUCAAAAUGGUCAGAUUGAAGACAAGAGGGGCUGGAUGGUUGAAAUUAAUUAGUUAAGGUGCUAUUCUGUUCGUUUAACAAAGCCAUGGUACAAAUGUGCUAUGGAAAUUGUAAUGCUUAAUUCAUUACAUUAGUUAUGUUUUUUGCAAAUUUAGUCUUCAUCAUAAGACAACUCUUUUGCGGAAAGAUUAUUGUAUCAAUUAGGCUAAAAUUGUACUCAAUGUUUAGAUAACACUGUUACAUUUUCAAAGUUAAUACUUUGUCUGGUAUUAAAUAUGUUAUUUCUGAAA